AAAAAAAAAAAACAACCAGGAGUGGGAGACCCUUAGGUCACUGGGGAGCUCUCCUUGCAAUGCUGUUCUUAUGAGCGUGUUGGUUCUGGAGGUCUGAGUGGGGCCCAGCAGCUGUCCCUGCUUCCUGGUUGAACGCGGGCCCCUCUCUUUGCCCAUGCCUCAUCCAUCCUGUCCUCUGGCCUCAGCUUACAGCUUAAUUGAUGGAACUCAUCGUAUAUGAAUGGGGAACAUCCCAAGCCAUGCACCCAAGCAAGCGUCCUUCUGUCCCGAGUGGCUAUGGCGGGUUCAGUUGCUAGUGCCAGGCUGAUUCACAGGGAAGGUAAAAGGCGGCACCCUAGGGGGUGCCCCACCCAGACUAUUUCUAGGCUGGCAGGGAUAGUUCCUUAGAUCCGGUCAACCGCAAAUCUCUCUCUCUCUUUAAAAAAAGAUUUGUCUUUAAUUGAGAGGAUGAAUUACAGAGAGGCAGAGGCAGAAAGAGAGAGAGAGAGAGACACUUCCACCCACUAAGCAAUCUGGGAUUUGGUUUUCUUAGUACAAAGAUGAGGCUCUGGCUGCCCUGGUGGGAGCUGAGGCUCUGCGAGGGAACUUUGUUUCCCCAGCGGGCGGAACCGCUCCUCAUCAAGCCCAGCUCGGUCCCUCCAGGGUCUCCCCUAAAUAGGACACCCUGGAAUUCCCCCCGCGCACCCUCCAUCCUCUAGGAAAAUCCAGAAGCUGCAGGAAAAGCUGAGGCCCCUACCCUCAGGGGGCAGAGUCAUUCCCGUGCCCCACGGAAUGGCGAGCGGCUAAGGGCGCCCCUGGGCCGUCCAGCGCCCCGAAGGCAGCACCUGUCCCCUCUUGGCUGGGUUCAGGGACCACGAGGACUCAGCGCCAGCCUCAGUCCUGGGCGGCACCAGAGCGAGUUGGCCCCGCCCCUUUGGCGCCGAUUGGCCGGGUCGCGUUCUGGGGGCGGAGACUUCGCCCCGCCGCCGCCUGACCCGGGAACCCUCCUGAGGCAGCGCCGGCGGCUGAGGUGGUGGCGGCGGUGACAGCGGAGCCAUGACCGCCCUUGGUCGUGCUUCGGGGGUCCGUGUCGGCGGCUGGGGGGACGCGGGGCGCGCCAUGCGGGGACCGCCCCCGCCUCUGCCCGUCCUCUUUGUGGUGUUGGUGGCGGCGCCCGGCACUCGCGCCGCGGGAUACGAGACAUGCCCCACGGUGCAGCCAGACAUGCUGAACGUUCACCUGCUGCCCCACACACAUGAUGACGUGGGCUGGGUCAAGACAGUGGACCAGUACUACUAUGGGGUUCAGAAUGAGCUCCACCACGGGGCCGUGAAGAACAUCCUGGACUCGGUCAUUUCUGCCCUGCGGGCAGAGCCCAGCCGCAGGUUCGUCUACGUGGAGAUGGCCUUCUUCUCCCGUUGGUGGCACCAGCAGACAUUCACAACCCGGCAAGCCGUGCGGGAGCUGGUGCACCAGGGGCGCCUGGAGUUUGCCAACGGUGGCUGGGUGAUGAACGACGAGGCGGCCACCCACUAUGGCGCCAUCGUGGACCAGAUGACGCUGGGGCUGCGCUUCCUGCAGGACACGUUCGGCGACGACGGGCGCCCCCGUGUGGCCUGGCACAUCGACCCCUUUGGGCACUCUCGGGAACAGGCUUCGCUCUUUGCGCAGAUGGGCUUCGAUGGCAUCUUCUUGGGGCGCAUGGAUUACCAAGACAGAGAGCUGCGGAAGAAGAAGCGGGAGAUGGAGCUGGUGUGGCGGGCCAGUGCUAGCCUGCAGCCCCCGACCGCCGACCUCUUUACUGGUUUGCUCUCCAAUGCUUAUGACCCACCAAAGCACCUGUGCUGGGACCUGGUGUGUGAUCAUGACAGCUCCAUGGUGGGUGACCCUUUCAGCCCUGAGGACAAUGCUGAUGUGUUGGUUGAUCACUUCCUGGAUGUGGCCACCAAGCAGUGGCAGUCCUACCGCACCAACCACAUCGUGAUGACCAUGGGCGGUGACUUCCAUUAUGAGAACGCCCACAUGUGGUUCAGUAACCUUGACAAGCUCAUCCAGCUGGUCAACGCAGAGCAGCAGGCAUCCGGGAGCCCCGUCCACGUGCUCUACUCCACCCCCGCCUGUUACCUCUGGGAGCUGAACAAGGCCAACCUCACCUGGUCGCUGAAGGAGGACGACUUCUUCCCGUACGCCGAUGGCCCCCACCAGUUCUGGACCGGCUACUUCUCCAGCCGGCCGGCCCUCAAGCGCUAUGAGCGCGUCAGCUACAACUUCCUGCAGGUGUGCAAGCAGCUGGAGGCGCUGGCGGGCCCGGCGGCCAACGUGGGGCCCUAUGGGUCGGGAGACAGCGCUCCCCUAGAGGAGGCCAUGGCGGUGCUGCAGCACCACGACGCCAUCACGGGCACCUCCCGCCAGCUCGUGGCAGAGGACUACGCGCGCCGGCUGGCUGCCGGAUGGGGGCGCUGCAAGGUUCUCCUGAGCAACGCCCUGGCGCGGCUCAGCGGCUCCCAGGAGGCUUUCUCCAUCUGCCCGGAGCUCAACAUCAGCGUCUGCCCGCUCAGCCAGACGUCGGCGCGCUUCCAGGUCGCCAUUUACAACCCCCUGGCCCGGAAGGUGGACCGCAUGGUGCGGCUGCCAGUCAGUGCGGGCGCUUUCCUCGUGAAGGACCCCAGUGGCCACGCGGUGCCCAGCGAUGUGCUGCUGCUUCCCCAACCAGAGGGACAGAAGCCCAGCCCAGAGCUGCUGUUUUCCGCCUCGGUGCCUGCCUUGGGCUUCAGCAUCUACUCAGUAUCCCGAGUCUCUCUCCGGAGAUCCAAAACCCACAUCCCCCAACCCAUUUCUCAGAAGCCUGGGUCAGCUGUCUUAAAUAUCAAAAAUGAGCACAUCCGGGCUACAUUCAACCUCGAGACGGGUUUCUUGAUGCAGAUUGAGGACCUGGAGCAGAAACUCGUGCUGCCCAUGAACCAGUCUUUUUUCUGGUAUAAAGCUGGUACGGUUGGCCAGAAAAUCAGCCAGUCCUCUGGUGCCUACAUCUUUAAACCACAGCAACAAAAACCACUGCCCGUGAGCGACUCAGCUCAGAUCCACUUGCUGAAGACGCCCUUGGUGCAGGAGGUGCACCAGAACUUCUCAGCCUGGUGUGCCCAGGUGGUUCGCCUGUACCGCGGACAGCGCCACCUGGAGCUGGAGUGGACGGUGGGGCCCAUCCCUGUGGGUGACAAGUGGGGGAAGGAAGUGAUCAGUCGCUUCGACAUGCCGCUGGACACCAAGGGCUACUUCUACACGGACAGCAAUGGCCGGGAGAUCCUGAAGAGGAGGAGGAAUUACCGGCCCACCUGGAACUUGAACCAGACAGAGCCAGUGGCGGGGAACUACUAUCCAGUCAACACUCGAAUUUACAUCACGGAUGGGAAGAAGCAGCUGACGGUGCUGACGGAUCGCUCACAGGGGGGCAGCAGCCUGCAGGACGGCUCCCUGGAGCUCAUGGUGCACCGCAGGCUGCUGCUGGAUGAUAACCGUGGAGUGGGGGAGCCUCUGCUGGAGGAGGGCUCAGGGUCGUGGGUGCGAGGGCGCCACCUCGUGCUGCUGGACGCGGUGGGCACAGCAGCUGCGGGGCACCGGCUGCUGGCAGAGAAGGAGGUCCUGGCCCCGCAGGUGGUUCUGGCCCCAAGUGGCAGCGCCCUCUACCACCCCGGGGCCACCCGGCAAUUGCAGUUCUCAGGGCUGCGCCGGGAGCUCCCGCCCUCCGUGCACCUGCUCACCCUGGCCCGCUGGGGCCCACAGACACUGCUGCUGCGCUUGGAGCACCAGUUCGCCAGGGGGGAGGACUCGGGCCGCAACUUGAGCUCCCCCGUGACCUUGAAUUUACAGAACCUGUUCUCCACCUUCACCAUCACCCGCCUGCAGGAGACCACGCUGGCAGCCAACCAGCCCCGGGCCAGCGCCUCCAGGCUCCAGUGGAACCCAGACACUGGAACCACCCCCACUCCCACGGUGCCCCCUCUGGACCCAGCCUCCAUCACACUGCAGCCCAUGGAGAUCCGCACGUUUGUGGCCUCGGUCCAGUGGGAAGAGUUCGCCUGGAGCCAUGGGGGUGACCCAGUGCAAGCCUGAGCUCUCUGCUCCAGGGCAAUGCAGAGCCUCCCCCCACCCCCACCCCUCUCUCUGCUUGUUGCUGCUGCCCCCUCCCUGAACGCCAUUAAAGCAGCACCACUGAGCCUCA
Oryctolagus cuniculus (rabbit) is the source of this 4198-nucleotide messenger RNA. The record is from RefSeq and is a predicted model, not a curated record. Lineage: Eukaryota; Metazoa; Chordata; Mammalia; Lagomorpha; Leporidae.